CGUCCAUAACAAAGACCUCAUUUUGGCGAUGGAAACUAUGCACCAGCUUGGUUACAACUAGUACUUAGCAUUAGCAAUAGCAUGUGUGUGAGAAAAGAGAGAAAAACACAACACAACACAACACAAGCUCAAAAAUCUUCAUUGAUUUCUCCGCCCAAUUUUCCUGUUAUAAAUAAAGUCCUAAUCUUUUUCCCUCAAACUCUUCAUUUCCAUUCUUUUUUGGUGAUCCAAUGGCGACCCUUUUCCAGGGAUUGGGAGCUCUCACUUCACUAUCUCCCUCCAAUUCCAAAAGGUCCCUGCUUUCUUCUCGUAGAUCCCUCUCAGAGAGGAAAGCUGGAAUCUUUGUUGUCAGAUCUGAUGCAAGGGCGAACCAGACAGGAGCUCGCAAGCAUGAUUUGUUGAUUACCAAUGCAGUUGCAACAAAGGAGGGCAGUUCUGUGGCUUCUACAUCAAAACCUGGGCAUGAACUUCUCCUUUUUGAAGCCCUACGUGAAGGUUUGGAAGAAGAAAUGGAGAGGGAUCCUAAUGUAUGCGUUAUGGGUGAAGAUGUAGGUCAUUAUGGAGGAUCUUACAAAGUGACUAAAGACCUGGCCAACAAGUUUGGGGACCUGAGAGUUCUGGACACCCCUAUUGCUGAGAAUGCCUUCACCGGCAUGGGCAUUGGAGCUGCCAUGACUGGUCUAAGGCCAGUUAUUGAGGGCAUGAACAUGGGAUUCCUACUUCUCGCAUUCAACCAAAUCUCUAACAAUUGUGGGAUGCUGCAUUACACAUCUGGAGGCCAGUUCAAAAUCCCAGUUGUCAUUCGUGGACCUGGUGGAGUCGGGCGGCAACUCGGAGCCGAGCACUCACAGAGACUGGAGUCUUAUUUUCAGUCAAUCCCUGGAAUCCAGAUGGUGGCUUGCUCAACCCCUUACAAUGCCAAGGGCUUGAUGAAAGCUGCAAUCCGAAGUGAUAACCCCGUGAUCCUUUUUGAACAUGUUUUGCUUUACAACCUCAAGGAGAGAAUUCCAGAUGAAGAGUAUGUGUUGUCACUUGAAGAAGCCGAGAUGGUUAGACCCGGGGAGCAUGUCACGAUAUUAACCUAUUCCAGGAUGAGGUACCAUGUCAUGCAAGCUGCAAAGACAUUGGUGAACAAGGGGUAUGACCCUGAAGUAAUUGAUAUCAGGUCAUUGAAACCGUUUGAUCUUCACACAAUUGGGAAUUCAGUAAAGAAGACACAUAGGGUGCUGAUUGUUGAAGAGUGCAUGAGGACUGGUGGAAUUGGUGCUAGUCUGACUGCUGCUAUUAGUGAAAAUUUCAAUGACUAUUUGGAUGCUCCCAUCGUUUGUUUGUCAUCUCAGGACGUGCCAACCCCAUAUGCUGGACCGUUGGAAGAAAUGACGGUGGUUCAGCCUGCUCAGAUUGUGACAGCAGUUGAGCAGCUCUGCCAGUGAAUGCAGCAAAACAUGUGCAAUUAGGACAUGUUUUUUUCGGUAAUGCUAUUGUGCUUGUUAAGUUAAAAUAGAACUUUGGUCAAGGUUUUCUCAUUUCAUUUGUUUUCUUUCCCUUCUAAAACCCCCAUAAGUUAUGAUUGCCAUUUAAUUUCUAGUAUCCUUGGCAAAUUUUUUAAAGAAUGUUUAGAACUGUUCACCCAAUCUGAGGCUUUCUAAUUAGUUCAUCUACAUCUAGGGAAGUAUUUGUAAUUGAUGUUGAUGUCAGCUAUUGUCUGUUAUAGGUCUAGUUAAUUUUGAGUUCACUUGUAUGGAUGUAGUAGUUUGUUCUCAUUGAUUUUGAAUGUUAUAUUCAAUUCUAAAUGUCACACGA
Lotus japonicus is the source of this 1803-nucleotide messenger RNA. Its product is annotated as pyruvate dehydrogenase E1 component subunit beta-3, chloroplastic-like. The record is from RefSeq and is a predicted model, not a curated record. NCBI's taxonomy places the organism in Eukaryota, Viridiplantae, Streptophyta, Magnoliopsida, Fabales, Fabaceae. Gene Ontology annotation, molecular function: pyruvate dehydrogenase (acetyl-transferring) activity. The coding region runs from base 231 to 1433 and encodes 400 amino acids. The transcript is spliced from 4 exons. Gene Ontology annotation, biological process: pyruvate decarboxylation to acetyl-CoA.